AUGCCGGUCAUGAACAUCGGUCCCGUCCCUCAAUCUCACGAUGGGUUUUACGCAAGGAAUAAUCCGUAUCAGGUGAACGGACCAAAAGGGUUUACUGAGUUCAAGCUCAUGGAAGAGAAUGAGGAUCUGUACGCGAGGUUUGAUUUCCCUGGUGUCACCAAAGAAAGUUUGAGAAUCCUUGUGGAGCCAUUGAAGAAGGCUGUUUUUGUUUUCGGAGACGCACCGAAAGAGUUUAGACACGACUCUUCUCACCGCAAAUACGGAACCGUAACGGGACUUGUCUGCGAUUGUUGUGAGAUCAGUAACAUUCAGUGUUUUGUUGGAGAUGGUGUCGUCAGGCUCAUUCUCUCCAAGAAGAAGAUCAAUCUUCAUGUCCCUUUCUCAUUUGGAGGUGCCACAAUGCCUAAUGUUCCUUUCCUUGCUCGCAUAAUUAAUGGGUAUAACCCAGAAGUAUCUGACAUUAUUCAUGGGAUGUGUGCUGAUUCUAUGGUUCCAGUCGCAGGUGGCCAUCCUCUUGCUCAUCUUCGUGGACAUAACGGACAUAACGCAGAAGGUCCGGCGUUUACAGGUCCGGUCACACUACCACACCCUUCAGUGUUGGAGGGAUCCACCAGUGCGUACGAAUCAAAGCAUCUCCCAAACGGCGGUCUCUUCCUUCGUAUUGACAUGCCCGGCGUCCCCAAUGAUCGUUUCAUGAUGACGGUUGAAAGUGACGGUGGCAUCACUGUUAUCGGAAGAGCUCCUCCGGCUAUGCACGACUCGAGCGGGCGUGAGUACAGAGGCAAGGUCGCCGUCGUUCCUCUAGCCUAUGACAACCGCCGGAUCAAAGUAAUCGCUAAACAUGGUGUCAUCCGCCUUAUUAUCCCUCCUUUCUAGUUUUAGCACCAUCUUUAAUUAUUUCAUGCUUAUAUAUGAUGGACCUUAUUAUAUGUUUAAACUAAUGGACUAUUCUUCAUGUUUUUUGGAUUUUGAAUAUUUGAAGAACGAUAUGAAUGAUAUAUUUUUAUAAGAGCUUAUAAGAUGUUCAAUCAAAUUAACAUGUAUGUCUUAAUUAUGUCUAUGUCUUAAUUAUGUCUAUCAUGUUUCUAUGGUUCUAUCCAUCACACGUAUU
This is a messenger RNA of Brassica napus (rape), 1111 nucleotides long. RefSeq names its product putative 57 kDa heat shock protein. The transcript has 7 exons. Bases 1 to 876 code for a protein of 291 amino acids. NCBI's taxonomy places the organism in Eukaryota, Viridiplantae, Streptophyta, Magnoliopsida, Brassicales, Brassicaceae. The record is from RefSeq and is a predicted model, not a curated record.